AUGGCGACCUCAAGGCCGACACGGCCAAAGCCCCUAGGCUGGCCGGCGCCAUCCCAUCUGACAGUAUUUAUUCGCAAUCUAAAGCUACUUCAACUUGAUCAGCGCGAGGACUGGCCUGAUAUCACACUCCGCUCGCUGUCCCCCUCAUCCCAGAACCAGCGACAGCGCAUUCGUCUCGUCGAAUGGGCCUUGUACUACCUUUGUACUAUCUGGGAUCCCGAGACUGCACAAACUAAACUCCGGCCCUUUUUCCCACCGCUAGAACCCCUGCAGUCUGUCAACCUUCGUGCAGCUUUGUUCCGGGUUUUGACGGAAUUAAAGAAGAAUGGCGACCUCGGGCGAGAAGCCGUCAUCCGCAAGACAAUGCUGGAUGACUGCAAGGGUGAGAAAUUCGACGAGCUGCUCGCCGUCUUCUCCACCACUGUUUUGCGGAAGCUCGUAGCGGUCUCUGCGGAGGAGAUGCAUUGGAACCUCGCCAUGAAACUAUCUACUGCUGAGUCCAUUACUCCGGUUGAUUAUCAGAAUAUUCUGCCUUUGAUCCUCGCGCACCAAGUGUCUCUCAAUGCGGCGGGGGCCCGUCACGCUCGGGUACACGAGACCUACGACCAAUUUUCCCGGCUCCUAGACGAUAAGAAGAUCGAACUUUCCGAGCGUGUCGAGAAGCUUGCAAAUGAAAGAGAUCAUGUGCCAGUUGACUCGGAUAGCUUGGCUCGAGAGCUCCAAGCAAACUGGCUGGGUAGUGAAGAGUGGGCUACCGCUCUGCUCCACGGAGGAUCGCAAAGCAGCACGGAUUCUUUCCUGGAACUUCCGUUCUCGCAAGCAUGGACUCAGGCGACGGCAUCGAACAUAGAUGGUCUCAGAAAUGGGGCAAAACCAGAUCUGGUGACUGACUUGGAGACACGGGUGUUACGCCUGCGGAGUCGGUUGAGAAGAUGGCAUGAGUUUAAUGAUUCCCUUCGCAAGGAGCGAGGUGGAAGUGCUAAUUCUAUGGGACUUGAGUCUCAUGAGCCCCGCCUUUUGUUCCAGGAUCAUCAGGCCCUGACCGUUGCAAGCAUAUCAAAGGCCGUUCGACAGUCUGGUGAUCGUGGAAGAGCCCUUCAAGACGCAGACCGAUCGUUCAUGUUGAACGUGAGUGAAGCUGUGACUCGUGUCAAUGGUCAGUCUCGCUCGAAUGCCAGUCGUGCUGUUUCAGUGAAGACCGUGACGAAGCCAGCAGCGCUCAAAAAACCCACCACGGACCUUUAUAACGAGCCACCCUCACCAAGCUAUGAUAUAGAGCUUCCCUCGCCACCGCCGAAAGCCGAAACUCUGGACCCAGCUCCGACCCAUGAGGAGGAGAACAGCUUGCCCACUCCCACUGUCCGCUUGUCUCCCGACCAAGACUCGGAGAUUGAGCCGGAACCAGAACCCCUCAAGAUCGUGCCAGUCUCCCACUAUACCCUCGCUGAGCGGACCCGUAAAUCGAUGUCCCUAAUCCCACCACUCCCCACACAUGAAGCACAGCCCCGUCCCCGAUGUCGUGGCCCACGGACUUCAUUCCCAGUGAACCAAUUUGAGACGCCGCGCAAAUCCUCACGCCCGUCGGGUGGCCGAUCCGGCGCCUCCACGCCUCAGGACAAGCUCUUUGAAGAAGAUGCCGAGUACGCCAGCGUCUUCAAGUCACGGCCACGUGUGGCGCUAAGUCCCAUAUCGUCCCCUGCUGUGCAUUUAAGUCCUUCCCUGGAUGAAGAAGAAUUCGAGUUGGAGGAGGACUAUGAUGGCGAGUGGGGUGAUGUCGAUUCGCCCUUGGCUACUUCUCGGAUGAGAUGA
Molecule: messenger RNA, 1809 nt
Organism: Penicillium atrosanguineum
Lineage: Eukaryota; Fungi; Ascomycota; Eurotiomycetes; Eurotiales; Aspergillaceae
Exons: 2
Coding region: 1-1809 (602 amino acids)
Biological process (GO): spindle assembly
Cellular component (GO): HAUS complex; mitotic spindle microtubule
Molecular function (GO): microtubule binding
Source: RefSeq, a predicted model, not a curated record